CGCUCGCCCGAGGCUCUAGCUGGGUCCGUUCGCAAGUGUCGCGGCAGCUCUGGCCAUGAGGACCCUGUGGAUGGUGCUGUGCGCUCUGGCGCGGCUGUGGCCCGGGGCCCUGGCUGGCUGUGCAGAGGCCGGCCGCUGCUGUCCUGGCCGUGACCCAGCCUGCUUCGCCCUCGGUUGGAGGCUGGACAGGGUCUAUGGAACGUGCUUCUGUGACCAAGCCUGCCAUCUCACCGGGGACUGCUGCUUCGACUACGACAGGGCGUGCCCAGCUCGCCCUUGCUUUGUGGGAGAAUGGAGUCCCUGGAGUGGCUGCGCAGGUCAGUGCCAGCCCACCACGCGUGUGCGCAGGCGUUCAGUGCGUCAGGAACCACUAAACGGAGGGGCGCCCUGCCCACCCCUGGAAGAGAGAGCUGGCUGCCUGGAGUACUCCUCAUCACAGGGCCAGGAUUGCGGGCACUCCUUUGUUCCUGCCUUCAUAACUAGCUCUGCCUUCAACAAGAAGAGAAUGUCCACAGAGUCUCCACAGUGGUCUACACACACUGAGGAUGCUGGAUACUGUAUGGAGUUCAAGACCGAGUCCCUGACUCCUCACUGUGCUCUGUACAGCAGUCCCCUGACUCGAUGGAUGCAGUAUCUCCGUGUGGGAUACACAGUGUGUGUGGGCUGUCAGCCACCGGCUAUGAGCUCUGUGAGCCUACGUUGUUCUGGAGAUGGUCUAGACUCUGACGGAAAUCAGACUCUUCGCUGGCAAGCCAUUGGCAAUCCUCGAUGUCAGGGAACCUGGAAAAAAGUGCGUCGAGUAGACCAGUGCUCAUGUCCAGAUGUGCACCGCUUCAUUUUUAUAUAGAGCACCUGGGAGCUGCUUCCCAGCAUGCUUGUGAAUGGGCUGAGUAUUGACAAGCUGCAUCCAAAGCUUCAGAAGCCCCCAAAAGCUGCGCCAGGGACCUGGGCUCUUGCCAUUGCUACGCUUUGCCACUGAGAAAGAAAAUUUAGGGAUAGUUCUCAAGAUAGAUCACAGUCUCUUUGUUUUUAUUUUUACUGAGUUAAGGACUCAUACUGAAAGCUCCUAUGGCCUGUAGACUUUUACCUUACAUUUGGUCACAGCAUACAUGUCUACACUAGAAUCACGACCAUGUGCUCCAGUUUGGGGCAAAUUGUUGUUUAGGGCUAUUUUUCAUGAAAUUUUGGCACCAAAUUAGCCAACUGCUUCAAUGAUAAGCAUUCUAUUAUCAUUCAUAUCUAAGAUUUCUCAAAGAAUAGAGGCUGGAGCAGAAUAAGACAUAUCUUUUAAUGUCUGACUUCAUGCUUAAUUUCUUCCUAUGCUAAUAUUCAUAAAUUCCUUCAUUUAAUAUUCUUCAUGCUAAUAUUCUUCCUAUGGCACAGAGGAUAGAAAACAGAUUUUCCUGCAAAUGUUAUAAUCUCCUACUCAGAGAAUAAAAUAUUAGCUUUACCCUUGGUUGAGAGAUAACCGAGUUUGUGGCUAAAUGGCAUGGUGUGCUCACAGGCUUAGGAUGACAAGCUAUUCUCAGCAUCUGCAGCCAUCUGGUCCAGCUUCCUCAUCUGGGACUCUGCUUCAGUGAAGAUCAUCAUGACUAUGCCCAAGACUCCAUUAUAGGACCUCAGCCUGGUUUUGUUUUGAAGCAGGUUUUAAAUUGAGGAUAUUUUCUUUGAAGAAUUGAAUCAAUACUUAAAUGGUAUAAUUCCUUUGGUGUGAAUAAUCAUUCCCUAACAUAGCUAACUAAAAUGCAUAUUUUCUGGUGCCAAUCAUGUAACAACUGUGGCCAACAACAAGCUUAAAGGGGUAGCAAAUGUCUCCUGAUAGUAUUUCUGAUUAUAUUUUCAUUUAAAGGUAUUUUUAUAGAAAAUCAAUUUUAACAAAACCCUUUCAUUUGGGGGCUGGAAAGUUGGCUUAGCGGCUAAACGUGUGCUCAGUACUCUUGGAGUUAGUUCUCAGCGCCCAGGGAAGAUGGCUCACAACGACCUGUAGCUCCAGGAUGUUUGGUCUGAGGCAUAAGUAACCAGUUAAGUGAAUGGAACGAGGUAUGCAACUUUUAGGUUUAGCUGAGAGAUAUAAGCUUACUUACUUAUCUUCCUUCCCUCAUAAAUUAUGUGGGUAACAGAGAUGAGGGGGGGGGGGCAGUCUCAGCUUAGUGAAUUUAAAUGUACCAUUUUUUUCUCAUGUAAUUGUCCUCAAACCCACUAUUUACUUGAAUUUGAACUUCUAAUUCCUCUGCCUCUCGAGGUGCUAGGAUUUCAGGUGUGCACCUUCAUCCUCAUUUUUUGGUACUGAAGAGUGAUCCUAGGCAUUAUGUAUGCUAAGAAAGCACUCUAGCAAUUGGGACACGUUUUAAAGAGUGGAAGAAAAGACUCUCCUGAUGGAUAAGCAAGAGUGAGAUGAGGUGGAAGGAGCUUCAUUUUCUGUCAUUUAGGUAAGAUGA
Messenger RNA from Mus pahari (shrew mouse), 2438 nucleotides. RefSeq names its product somatomedin B and thrombospondin type 1 domain containing (gene Sbspon). NCBI's taxonomy places the organism in Eukaryota, Metazoa, Chordata, Mammalia, Rodentia, Muridae. The coding region runs from base 56 to 847 and encodes 263 amino acids. The transcript has 5 exons. The record is from RefSeq and is a predicted model, not a curated record.